Molecule: messenger RNA, 2486 nt
Organism: Carica papaya (papaya)
Lineage: Eukaryota; Viridiplantae; Streptophyta; Magnoliopsida; Brassicales; Caricaceae
Product: S-type anion channel SLAH2-like
Biological process (GO): intracellular monoatomic ion homeostasis; transmembrane transport
Cellular component (GO): membrane
Molecular function (GO): voltage-gated monoatomic anion channel activity
Source: RefSeq, a predicted model, not a curated record
CGACAAGACGUCUGCACGGACAAUUAUAAAUUUCGGCUUCCUCCACAUCUCCAGAAACAAGUUCAGAGUUCUCUUCUUCUCUGUUUUAUUUUCUUGGUCACCAAACACUAAUUUCUUCUUCUUUUUAACCCAACGACCUUCUGGGUUUUCUUCAAUCUCAAGAAAAAGGAAGAGGAAGAGGAAGAGGAAGAGGAAGAAGAGAAAAAGUUCACAUUUUUUUCCUUGUGGGUUCUUUGCUCAGACUUGAUUUUCUUCCUGCCAGAUUGUCCUGAAUUUCUGGCAGAAUUUUUUUGAAGAUAUGGAGGACAAAGAAUAUGUGGUUUCUGUUCCAACACUCCUCAGAAAGUUAUCAUCGCGUGAAAUCACUGGAUUUGAUGUCAACAAGACGGGUAUUGCGAAUGAUCGAUUUGAAUUGAGUCGGUAUCAGUCCUGCAACUCAUCAGAAGCCACAGAAACAGAAACAAAUGCUACUCAAAGACAGAGUAUUGAGUCUGAACCUGUUGGUCAUCAGAGGAAGCCAUCUCUUUCGGUUAGCUUGCCUACUUCUCCAACGAAAAUUGGCUUAAACGACACGAAAGAAGUGUUCUUCACCCCGGAAAUUCCAAGUUCUUCUGCUGUAUUUGAGAUUGCUGACAUGCAGUCGAAGACAGUCCAAUUCCAUUCUCAGCCAAUGCCAAAAGGAUUUCCAUCUGUGGAGCCAGCUAAAUUAGAUAAACUCCCUAUCAAUCCAACUGUUAAGAGGCUAAAAGAAUAUGGUCGGUAUGAUUCCUUCAAAACGUGGUCUGGAAAACUCGAGAGGCAGAUAUCGAAUCUUCGUGGAAAGCCACAGCCUAAUAGACCAGAAAAUAAAGCUGCUCAGAAUAGAGAGAAUGAAGCUUUGUCUGUAGACAGAUACUUUGAUGCCUUGGAAGGACCUGAAUUGGACACUCUCAGGGCUUCGGAGAAAAUUGUGCUUCCAGAAGACACGACAUGGCCAUUUCUUCUCCGGUUUCCCAUAUCUUCGUUCGGUAUCUGCCUUGGAGUUAGCAGCCAAGCCAUUAUGUGGAAAACCUUAGCCACUGCAGAAUCCACAAAAUUUCUGCACAUAAGCUUGAAGAUCAAUUUGAUCCUAUGGUGCAUCUCUCUGUUACUUAUUACUGUUGUUGCUUCCAUCUAUCUUUUGAAAGUAAUACUCUAUUUCGAAGCAGUUCGUCGUGAGUAUUAUCACCCGAUUCGUGUCAACUUCUUCUUUGCCCCUUGGAUAGCCCUCUUGUUCAUGGCUCUUGGCAUGCCGCCUAGAAUUUGUACCAGCCUCCCGGCUGCCCUUUGGUACGUCCUCAUGGCUCCAAUCCUUUGUCUCGAACUCAAGAUUUACGGACAAUGGAUGUCAGGUGGGCAAAGAAGGCUUUCAAAAGUGGCCAAUCCUUCGAACCAUUUAUCGAUUGUAGGGAAUUUUGUUGGAGCGCUCUUGGGUGCAUCAAUGGGGUUGAAAGAAGGUCCUAUAUUCUUCUUUGCAAUUGGGAUGGCUCACUAUACAGUCCUGUUUGUAACUCUAUAUCAGAGACUCCCAACUAAUGAAACAUUACCCAAAGAGCUCCAUCCUGUUUUCUUCCUGUUUGUUGCAGCACCAAGUGUUGCUUCAAUGGCUUGGGCAAAGAUCACCGGUUCCUUUGAUAAUGGAUCAAAGCUUGCUUACUUCAUUGCCUUGUUUCUUUAUAUAGCUCUGGUUGUUCGGGUUAACUUCUUUCGAGGAUUCAAGUUUUCAUUGGCUUGGUGGGCGUAUACUUUCCCCAUGACCGGAGCUGCCAUUUCAACGAUCAAGUAUUCGGAAGUAGUCACGAACGUGUUAACUCAAGUCCUCUCGGUGAUCCUCUCCGGAGCUGCAACACUCACUGUGACAGCUCUACUCGUGACAACAAUAGUCCAUGCUUUUGUGCUCUGGGAUCUCUUCCCUAAUGACAUCUCCAUUGCCAUUUCGGAUAGAAAACCGAAACACAAUGGAUGGUUCCGGCAUCUGAGAACCAGCAGCUCAGAAAACAUUGAACAUUACUUGAAAUUUUCAGAGACAACAAAUGGGAAAGACAUAGAAGCUGGUAAGAUUAAUAAAAUUUAAGCUCCAAAUCCUGUCAGUAGAUACAAGAGGUUCCUUGCAAAUUUUGUGAAAUCUUCGUCAAUCAAAUAUAUGAGAUGAACGCAUAAUCAGGCACGGAUUUAUGAUCGUUUCGAUGAACGUAUAUAACGAGGAAAUGAAGAUUUCUGCAGUAAGGCUAAUGUAUAAAUGAUGAGCAGUGGUAUGUACUGCGUAUAUUAGAUGAGAAAUUUUUAUGUAUAAAUAUAUGAAAGUAAUAAGUAUUUGUAUCAGUAUUAGCAAUAGAAGUUUUUUUUGCAGUUCUCAUUAGGUAGAAUUUUGGGAUCCUCUGUAAGCCUGUUUGUAUGCUGUGUGUCUAUAUAUAUCACGAUUGCAUAUUGAUAUUAAGUAUAGAACUUGGAAGAAGCACUGAGCCAAA